Messenger RNA from Mya arenaria, 2762 nucleotides. Its product is annotated as E3 ubiquitin-protein ligase TRIM33-like. Gene Ontology annotation, molecular function: zinc ion binding. NCBI's taxonomy places the organism in Eukaryota, Metazoa, Mollusca, Bivalvia, Myida, Myidae. The record is from RefSeq and is a predicted model, not a curated record. The coding region runs from base 168 to 2255 and encodes 695 amino acids. The transcript is spliced from 5 exons.
UGUUAUCAAGGAAGUAACAACUUUCGUUUUUGAAGAUGCCAGAAAUUCGUUGACUAUCCAAACUGCAACUAUUUAAAUAAUACAACCACAUAAGAACGUAAUGAGUGGUGUACUUAAGAUAUUCGAGUAACUAUCGGAACGGACUGGCUUACAACAGUCAACAAAAGAUGGAUGCAGUUCCAGGGAGAAUCGCGCCCGAGGCUACAGGGUCGUCCCAUGACCACACUUAUUGUCAGCCAUGUGCUGAGGAUGGGAAGAGAAUCCUUCCUGAUGCCUUCUGUACCGUCUGCAAUGAGUUUUUGUGUCCCAGUUGCGCCCGGGUACACAGGAACAUGAAGCUGACCAAGAGCCACGUCCUUCAGGACAAGAGCAGUAUGCCUUCUUCAUUCCAUGCUCAUAGUGAGGCUGAUACGUUUACAGAGACAUGUCAGUUCCAUACUAAAGAUUUCAUUAAAUAUUACUGUCUCCAUCACGAGGCACUUCUAUGUGGAGAAUGUUUGGCUGACAAAACCCACCGCUCAUGUAUUAUUGAAAGGAUUUCUCAACUUGCAAAACGAUACGACAAGGGUACAGAAUACAACAGCCUGAAAACAGGACUUGUCCAGGCGGCCAAUUACAUUGGCAAACUAUCACACGACGUACAGGCGGUCAUGAAAUCAGUUGACGAAGAAAGCCUUACCAAUAUCAAUGAGUUUCGCAUAUUUAGGAAUGAAAUUAACCAGCACCUGGAUAAAAGGGAAAACGAACUCUUGGCAGAAAUUGAUGAGAUAAAACGAACAUCCAAGACACUUUUAAAUGAACUGAAAACACAAUGCACGAACAUGAAAUCAUCCAUCGAGAAACUUAAGUCGGAGCUACAAGAACAGGACGACAACUGCAAUCGGCUGUUAAUAGUAGGAAAGCGAGCUUUAAAAGAGCUGGCUGGUCUCCAGGCAGCCAUGGAAGAGGUGAGCAGGAGGAGUGAAGUUCCCCGAUACAAGUUUCACAGGGACUCUGCAACUGAGCAGUUAAUAGCUUCAGAAAUAGCAAUAGGAUGGCUGGAAGUGGGCGAAUCGACAUCGGCGUUUUGGCUGCAGCAAAGACAACAGCAGACGAAGCAUGAACAACGACAACAGGAUACGAUGCAACAACACCAAAAACACAUGAAAGCUGAAUCACAAAAAGGCGAAUCAACUGCUGCUGCAGGGCAGCAAGAACGACAACAACAGAAGGAGCAGCAACCACGGCAACUCGAGGCGAUGCAGCAACAACACAAACACAUGCAAGGUGUAUCACCAAAAGGCGAAUCAACUACUGCUGCAGGGCAGCAAGAAAAACAACAACAGAAGGAGCAGCAACCACGGCAACUCGAGACGAUGCAGCAACAACAAAAAUACAUGCAAGGUGUAUCACCAAAAGCCUUAAACCAAUGCCGAGCAGAUCUAAGCCAAUCCCAGUUUCGCAAGCUGCCUGACAUUCCAGUAAAGAAGGCAGCCGACACCCGUGAAUGCUUCCUGACCAGUAUGACCAUCCUGUCCAGAGGCAGGCUCCUACUGGCUGACUGCCACAAUUGCUCAGUAAAGCUUGUGGACACCACUACCAACAAGAUGGUGUCCCAGGUGAAACUUCCAGGUCAACCGUGGGACAUGUGUCUCCUGCCCGGGGACAGGGCAGCCGUCACUCUGCCUUUGAAGAAUAAGAUACAAUUCGUAUCUACUCAGGGAAAUGUAACAUUACUGGAUCGUGUUAAAGUAGAUGGAUACUGUUAUGGAAUAGAUUUCUGUGAUGACUACUUGGUAGUGUCCUUCUGCCCAGGUAAGGUUGUGUUGAUGAACAUGAAAGGAAAGGUGAAGAAGAGUUUGUACAAAUACAACAGUGGAGAACCUUUGUUUCAGAAUCCCUGCUAUCUGACAGUGACCAGGGAGAGCCUGACUCCUCCAGUCAUAUACGUCCCAGACUGGAGCACCAACACCAUAACCAAGCUGAGCAUCUCACUAGAGGUGCUCCAUACAUACCAAGACCCGAUACUGAAAUCACCACGUGGUAUGACUGCCGUAGGGGACAACCAGCUGCUCGUGUGUGGGAUGGACAGUUACAACAUCCUAUUACUAGACACGCUCACCGGCAAGAUAACCCAACUGCUGGGUAGGGAGGAGGGGAUAGAGAGUCCACGCAUUUUGGCUUACUGUUCACAGAAGAAGAUGAUGUUUGUCACCUGCAGUCGGUAUAAAAGACCUGAAUUGGAGAAUUUCGUGAAGGUUUUCAACUUAGUAUAGAUCAUGUCAGUCAAUUUAUAUGAGUGAAAUUUGUAUCAGGUGUGAAAUAAUUCUAAUGUAUAAUAUUAUACUGGCAAUACGCAUAUACAAUGCUUAUUUUCACAUAUCGCCUAAUUCAAUUACUGUGAGAGUAUUUGACGGAAACUUGACUUUUAAAUUAUGUUGAAUUCUUACAGUUUUCAAAUAAUUAGUGACAAGUCGUGUAGUAAUGUAUUAUAAGAUAUACGAGUAUGAAAAUGUGUAUUAGUAAUUGAAAUGUUAGUACCUGAUUGUGUAUGAUAUAUACCAACAAGUUGGUUUCUUACUUGUGAAUGUUUAAUAAAAAAAUGUAAUUGUGUAAUAGAAUGAUUCAGAAUAUAGAUUAUAGAGAUAUAGACACGAUGUGUCUUUUUUCAAUCAGUUUGUAUUUAGUAAAUAUGAUGUUUAUAAUGUGUUUAUAUUGAAAUUAAACAUAUAUGUACGUAUCCUUAUACAUGUAUAUUGAAUAAAUAAUUCAAUAGACAUUCA